Molecule: messenger RNA, 1641 nt
Organism: Talaromyces amestolkiae
Lineage: Eukaryota; Fungi; Ascomycota; Eurotiomycetes; Eurotiales; Trichocomaceae
Exons: 3
Coding region: 1-1641 (546 amino acids)
Biological process (GO): transmembrane transport
Molecular function (GO): transmembrane transporter activity
Source: RefSeq, a predicted model, not a curated record
AUGUGGAGCGAUAUGUUUCCUGACCAAGCAGGAUAUCAAGUGUCUUCCAAAAAGGAAGAUAAAGCUGAAUCAGUGUCGGUAAAAGAAGAUACUGGAGGUCUUGAAGAUGGCGAACUUCAGUAUCCGUCGUCGUGGAAGCUUGCUAUUAUCAUGCUGGGACUCUGCUUCGCUGUUUUCUGUAUGGCAUUGGACAAUACUAUCAUAGCAACGGCAAUCCCAACAAUUACGGACGAAUUCAACUCCCUUGAUGAUAUAGGGUGGUACGGAAGCGCUUACCUUUUCACAACAUGCAGUCUGACACUGGUCUUCGGAAAGUUGUAUACGUUCUACUCUAUCAAAUGGGUAUAUCUCAUUGCUAUUGCUGUCUUUGAAAUUGGAUCUGUUGUUUGCGGCGCAACUCCAAAUUCCGUGGGUUUGAUCCUAGGGCGCGCUAUCGCUGGCCUCGGCGGAGCAGGAAUAUUUUCAGGCUCCAUGCUGAUCAUCGCGCAAACUAUGCCAUUAGAGAGGCGUCCGAUAUGUACUGGACUUCUUGGUGGUUUAUAUGGGAUUGCUGGUGUGGCUGGGCCGCUUAUGGGUGGUGCUUUCACCGAGUACGUCACCUGGAGGUGGUGCUUCUAUAUCAACAUACCGUUCGGAGCAGUCACAGCUCUCUUCAUAUUUUGUUUCUUCAAGGCACCAAAGCCGAUCAAAAAGACAUCUAGCAUUCGAGAGCAACUUGCACAACUCGACCUACUUGGUUUGGUGUUUUUCAUACCUGCUAUUGUGUGCGUCUUGCUGGCACUACAAUGGGGAGGAACUCAGUACCCGUGGAAAAGUGGGCGAAUUAUUGGCUUGUUCGUAACCUUUGGUGUUUUGAUCUUGACAUUCAGUGCGAUUCAGUGGAAGAAGCAGGAAACCGCCACCAUCGUUCCGCGAUUGGUCAAAAAUCGCAAUGUUUCCGGUGCUGCCUUCUACUGUUUAUGUAUGAUUGGGUCUUUUAUUGUCUUUACUUAUUACCUACCUUUAUGGUUUCAGAGCAUCAAGGAUGUAUCAGCCACAAAGUCCGGUAUAAUGAACCUUCCAACGAUUCUGGGUGUUGUGGUAUGCACUAUCCUCAGCAGCGGUCUCGUUAGUGGGCUCGGAUACUAUACGCCAUUCAUGUAUAUCUCACCCGUGGUAGCCUCAGUUGGUGCGGGAUUACUUUCCACUUUAAAAGUUGAUUCUGGGCACGCUGAAUGGAUAGGCUACCAAGCUUUGUACGGUAUCGGAUUAGGCUUUGGCAUGUCACAACCCAUGGUUGUAGUCCAGGCUGUUCUGACACCUACCGAUAUUCCCACUGGCACUGCAAUUAUAACCUUUAUGCAAUCUAUAGGAGGAGCCAUCUUCGUCUCUGUUGCUCAAAAUGUCUUCAACAAUAUCUUGUUGCAAAGACUAGCCGAGGAUGCACCUACUGCCGACGCUGCGACGAUUGUAGGAACCGGUGCGACUUCGUUGCAAUCCGUGGUUCCACAGAAUCUGCUACCCUCUGUACUUGAGGCGUACAAUUCGGCUAUUACGCAGGCUUUCUAUGUUGGAGUUUCUCUAGCAGCAGUAUCGAUUCUGGGGGCGUUACCUGUUCAGUGGGUUUCUGUUAAGGGAAAGAAGAUCGAGGCAGGAGCCUGA